AUGACCAAAUUUGUCAAGCUUUCCAAGGACAUUGUUGGUUUCGGUACCAUGAGAACCACUUGGACUCCUCAUCCAGUGACCGAGGCUGAAGCAGUGAAGAUCUUUUAUACUGCUUACAAGUCUGGUUGUCGCUUGUUUAAUGGUGGCGAAUUCUAUGGUGCUGAUCAUUUGAAUUUGAAAUACUUGCAAGCUUUCAUUGACAAAUACCCGGAAAUCAAGGAUGAGAUCGUGAUUUCCAUCAAGGGGGGAAUCAACAUGCAGACAUUCGCUCCAGAUGGUUCAGAAGCAGGGAUAAAGACCAGUAUUGAGAAUUGUUUAAAAUAUUUGAACAAGAUUGAUGUCUUUGAGUGUGCCAGAGUUGACAAAUCGGUGCCAAUUGAAGAUACUUUGAAAUAUAUUAAUCAGUACAUUGAAGACGGCAAAAUUGGCGGAGUUUCUCUCAGUGAAGCUGGUGCCGAAACAAUUAGAAAAGCGGCAAAGGCGGCAAAAAUUUCUUUUGUUGAAGUGGAAUACUCUUUGUGGAGUAGAGAAAUCUUGGAUAACGGAGUUGCCGAAGCCUGUGCCGAGUUGAAUAUCCCAAUUGUUGCCUAUUCGCCAUUGGGUUGCGGAUUUUUGGCAGGUUCGAUCACAUCAGCAGCCGAUCUUCCUGAAGGUGAUAUGAGAAAACAUUUCGAUAGAUUUACAGUUGAAGAAAAUGUCACUCAAAACAAUAUUAUGUUGGAUAAAUUGAAAAGCAUCGCCACGGAACAUGGAUUGAGUUUGCCACAAUUGUCAUUGGCGUGGAUCAAGUUCCACAACAACCCAAGUCUCGAAGAUCACGACAAAUUUCCACAAUUUAUCCCAAUUCCGGGAUCUCUCAAGGCUGCUAGAAUCAAGGAUAACUCUGAUAUCAAGAAUAUUAGUUUACCAGUGUUCAACGAAAUCCAGAAUGUUUUGAAGGCUAACAAAGUCGCUGGAAUUCGUUACAAUGCUGCCAUGCAAGGCCAUUUAUUUGGGUAA
Molecule: messenger RNA, 999 nt
Organism: Saccharomycopsis crataegensis
Lineage: Eukaryota; Fungi; Ascomycota; Saccharomycetes; Ascoideales; Saccharomycopsidaceae
Product: pyridoxine 4-dehydrogenase
Exons: 1
Coding region: 1-999 (332 amino acids)
Cellular component (GO): cytoplasm
Source: RefSeq, a predicted model, not a curated record